AUGCUCUCACUGUGGCUAGGAGCUAUCUUGUUCCUCGGAUAUUUCCUGGGUCGUAGACUCGUGUCGCCGAUAUCAAAGGUGCCGGGUCCAUGGUAUACACGGUAUACCAGCUUAUGGAUCAAGUAUCAGGAAUUCACCGCAAAUCGGCGGGAGUCAAUUCACCAUCUCCACAAAAAGUAUGGGCCUGUUGUCCGCCUGGGCCCCAAUGAGGUAUCUUUUACCAGUCUCGAUGCUAUCAAAGAGAUCUAUGCGUCUGGAGGCAGUGGGUAUGAUAAGACCGAGUUCUACACACUUUUCAGACAGUUCAAAAUCAGGACGAUGUUCUCCACAUUACCAAAGGAUGAGCAUAGCAAAAGAAAGCGCAUCUUCGCCGAAAGAUAUGCCAUGAGCAAUAUCAUGAAAGAAGGACCCUUGACAGGUAUCAAUGAGCGCGCUCAAGCAUUUGUAUCUCGGAUUGCCGAAAUGGGAAAGAAGAGUAUCGAUGUCUAUGUAUUACUGCAUUGCUACGCCGUGGACUGUGUCACUCAUUUCAUGUUCAGCCCAGGAGGUCUCAAGUCCCUUAACAUUGAGCAGGACUUUGAGAUAAUGCAAGAGUUAACAUAUCACCAAAGUCUUCAGAAAAGUCUACUUGAAUACUAUCUGCCGGCUUUGGAGCCAUAUUUCCCCAAUUUCCUUCGCCCAAGAAGCUCCCCAAAAACAAAUCAAUAUGUCUUAGAUAUGGUCGCCCAAUCCGAGCUAGGAAACUUUACACUGCUUGAAAAACUCAAGCGUAAAGAUACUGGCCUGGAACUCAUGCAGGCAGCAGCAGAAUGCAAAGACCACAUGGCAGCCGGAAUCGACACUACAGGCGAUGGCCUCUGCUUCCUGAUGUGGGAACUCUCACAACCACAAAAUCUUAUCUAUCAACAAAAACUGCGCGCAGAACUGAAAUCUGCAUCACCCGAUGCUCCACUUGACAGUCUUCUUUACUUGGAAGCAGUCAUUAAAGAAACGCUGCGCUUCUCCCCGUCUAUCCCUAUGUCACUGCCGCGUUAUGUACCUGGUGGCGGUAGGAUGAUUGAUGGAUACUUUAUUCCCGCUAACGCGAUCGUGAGUUGCCAGCCUUAUACUGUGCAUCGCGCUCAUGAAGAGGUCUUCCCCGAACCAGAUCGGUUUUAUCCCGAUCGGUGGUUAGACGAGGAGGGAUCUACGGAGAGGAAUAGGCAUUUCUUUGCUUUUGCUAUCGGAGGGAGAGGUUGCACUGGAAAAAAUCUUGCCUUAGUGGAAAUGCGAGUCCUUCUUCGGGAGGUUUAUUCCCGUUUCCAGACUACGGUGGCUCUAGAUAUGGAUGCUUCUAUGGAGUUAGAUGACCAGAUUAUCUCGGCGAGACCCAAGGGCCAGAUAUGUAAACUAGUUUUUACUCCUAUCGAAUGA
This is a messenger RNA of Penicillium malachiteum, 1413 nucleotides long. Its product is annotated as cytochrome P450. The transcript is spliced from 6 exons. The record is from RefSeq and is a predicted model, not a curated record. The coding region runs from base 1 to 1413 and encodes 470 amino acids. Gene Ontology annotation, molecular function: oxidoreductase activity, acting on paired donors, with incorporation or reduction of molecular oxygen; iron ion binding; monooxygenase activity. Lineage: Eukaryota; Fungi; Ascomycota; Eurotiomycetes; Eurotiales; Aspergillaceae.